Puntigrus tetrazona (Sumatra barb) is the source of this 626-nucleotide messenger RNA. RefSeq names its product kinesin-like protein KIF13B. The annotation marks the transcript as partial. NCBI's taxonomy places the organism in Eukaryota, Metazoa, Chordata, Actinopteri, Cypriniformes, Cyprinidae. Gene Ontology annotation, biological process: cytoskeleton-dependent intracellular transport; microtubule-based movement. The transcript is spliced from 4 exons. Gene Ontology annotation, molecular function: microtubule motor activity; ATP binding; microtubule binding. The record is from RefSeq and is a predicted model, not a curated record. Gene Ontology annotation, cellular component: microtubule; kinesin complex.
AAUAUUACUCGCAAUAUGAAUGUUUUAUCUGGAUGGUCUGCAGGCUCAGGAAAGUCCUACACUAUGAUGGGAGCGGCCGAGCAGCCCGGUCUGAUCCCCAGACUCUGCAGCUCUCUGUUCCAGCGCACCAUACAGGAGCAGAGGGAGGGCGAGAGCUUCACCGUGGAGGUGUCCUACAUGGAGAUCUACAACGAGAAGGUGCGAGACCUUCUGGAUCCCAAAGGGAGCCGGCAGGCGUUGAGGGUCCGGGAGCAUAAGGUGUUGGGGCCGUAUGUAGACGGUCUGUCUCGCCUCGCUGUGAUGAGCUACAAGGACAUCGAGUCUCUAAUGUCGGAGGGGAAUAAAUCUCGCACCGUAGCAGCCACAAACAUGAACGAGGAGAGCAGUCGCUCACAUGCCGUCUUCAACAUCAUUCUGACGCACACGCUCAGAGACCUGAAGAGUGGGACGAGUGGAGAGAAGGUGAGUAAACUCAGUCUGGUGGAUCUGGCCGGCAGUGAGAGAGCUGAUAAAACUGGAGCUGGAGGAGAAAGGCUCAAAGAAGGCAGCAACAUUAACAGGUCAAACAUACACACACACAUUUGUUUAUAUCUUGUUGGGAAUUUUACAACUUUGCUGUUCUUGAA